CACCCCCACCCCCACCCUCAGCGAUGAGAUUAAAAUAAAAAAUAUUGAUAAGGAAAGAGUGAAGAUGAAAUGAGGCACAGAACACAACACAUAUCUCGAUGCAGAGAUAACCGCCGUUUGGAUCAACGGAUUGUAGCUCAACAGGCGUCCAACCAGAGCAUGCCACGUCAGAGAGAGUGGAGCCCACGGAAAAAGGAGCGUGUCGGGUGCUUAACCCUGCAAACGGCGUCUCUUUUUCUUGCUUUUGCUCCCAUCAAAUCAUCACCAUCACCACUGAAGAACGUUGCCAACGCUUUUUUCCACCGCAUUUCGCUGAAAUGUGCUUGAGAUCUGCCUGAGUAACCAUGGGGAGUGUUUCGUCCGAAGACGCUUCCGACCGAUGCGGAAGCUACAGCCUCAGUGCUGACGUCAGCGAGUCCGAGAGCUGCAGCAGCUUCUCCGCUCGCCGCUUCGACGCCGAGGGAGCUUCCAGCUCCGCCAACCUCUCGCCUCGCCCCCUCGCCGCUCACUUCAACUUCCCGCCGCCGCAGGUUAUGCUUCCCGUCAUUGGCGGCAAAGACGUCGUCGUUUGGGAUCACAAGCGUCAUCUCGACUUGUCCGAAGUCGAAAUGAUGAAGGAGAGGUUCGCUAAGCUGCUUCUCGGAGAAGACAUGUCUGGCGGUGGAAAAGGUGUCUGCACCGCGCUUGCAAUCUCCAAUGCGAUAACCAAUCUCUCUGCAACUGUGUUUGGGGAAAUGUGGAGGUUGGAACCACUGGCGCCACAGAAGAAGGCAAUGUGGCGAAGGGAAAUGGAGUGGCUGCUAUGCGUGAGUGAUUCCAUUGUGGAGCUGGUGCCGUCUGUGCAGCAGUUUCCUGGGGGUGGAACCUAUGAGGUGAUGGCGACACGUCCUCGCUCCGAUUUGUACAUCAAUCUUCCGGCGCUGAAGAAGCUUGAUGGGAUGCUGCUAAGUAUGCUUGAAGGGUUUCAUGACACGCAGUUUUGGUAUGUUGACCGGGGGAUUAUAUUGGGUGAUUCCAAGGAUUGUGAUGCCUAUGGUAGACCUUCGGUUAGGCAAGAGGAGAAAUGGUGGCUUCCCUCUCCCAAGCUUCCACCAAAUGGCUUGUCUGAGGAAAAUAGGAAGAGGUUGCAACAGUGUAGGGAUUGCACCAAUCAGAUACUAAAGGCUGCCGUUGCAAUUAAUAGCUCUGUGCUUGCUGAAAUGGAAAUUCCCCGCGCCUACAUAGAGUCCUUGCCUAAGAAUGGAAAGGCUUGUCUAGGGGAUAUAAUUUAUCGAUAUAUAACGGCAGAUCAGUUCUCACCUGAAUGUCUCUUUGAUUGCCUGGAUCUUUCGUCAGAGCACCACACUCUGGAUAUAGCUAAUAGAAUUGAGGCUGCUAUACAUGUAUGGAGGUUGAAGGACCAAAAGAAACAUGAAAGUUCAGCAAAAUCAAGACGGUCUUGGGGUGGAAAGGUGAAGGGUCUUGUUGCGGACGGACACAGUGAAAAGAACCAUUUUCUUGCCCAACGGGCAGAGACACUGCUGGAAAACUUGAAACACCGAUUUCCUGGGCUCCCGCAGACUGCACUAGAUAUGGCCAAAAUUCAAUAUAAUAAGGAUGUUGGACAGUCUAUUCUUGAAAGUUAUUCAAGAGUGAUGGAGAGCCUGGCCUUUAACAUAAUGGCGAGGAUUGAUGAUGUCCUAUAUGUAGAUGAUAGUAUAAAGCGAUGUGCAGCUGCAGAUUCUCUCUCAUUGUUCAGUAGGGGAGGUUUUGGUGGCAUGCCCAUCCAGAAGCGAUUCUCUCCUAGUCCCUUCCCAAUUCAACACACCCCAUAUGCGUCCCCAUUUGCAACACCAUCGUUCUGUUCCUCCUCUCCUGUAACUGGGAGCCCUUGCAGUCCAGGAAGGAUACAUGAUGUGAAGAGGAAUGCUCGGAAGGAGGGUGCAGAUUCAAAAGCCGAAAAGUUAGCUACAUCUGAGUUUGAGAGGGUGUGGUCAUGUGCGGGAAACCUCAGUGCAACAAGAGCGUCUGGCGAUGCUCCAGAAAGAGACUAAAUUCACCCAUGGGUGGUCACUGGUCAUUAAUCAUGUUGUCUUAAUGUGGAUCUGGCUUAAAGCCCUUGGUCCCCCCCGCCCGCUGUAUAUGAGGGUCUAAUUUUUGUAUAUUCUUAGGCAGUAUGAGUAGGAUUAUGUUGAAAGAUCAUGCUAAUGGAUCAUUAGUUAAAAUGUUUCCUCCCAAGUAUAAAUUUCUAGAGGUAGGCCGUGAUAUUAUUUUUUUAACAAGUGCCAAAUUCUAAGUAGAGUUUUUUACUACAUAACCCAUUCGAGAUUCUGCAUUA
Cajanus cajan (pigeon pea) is the source of this 2317-nucleotide messenger RNA. RefSeq names its product rho guanyl-nucleotide exchange factor 1 (gene ROPGEF1). Gene Ontology annotation, molecular function: guanyl-nucleotide exchange factor activity. The record is from RefSeq and is a predicted model, not a curated record. Lineage: Eukaryota; Viridiplantae; Streptophyta; Magnoliopsida; Fabales; Fabaceae.